AUGCCAGAGGCCCCCCAGACCCGGCCGGGCCGGAGCAGAGCAGUGCCCCCAGCCCUCCAGGAGCGGACGGGCUCUGCCAAGCCCGACCUGGGCACUGCCCCCAGCCCAGGGACACGCGAGGGCUUUGCCCGAGAGCCGUGCCCAGAGCAGCAGAGCUGUCACACCCCAGCUGGUUCUGGUUGGUGUGAGGCCCCAGCAGCGCCCGUGGGUGCCCUGGGCAGCACAGGAGCUGUUGCCAGGGCCUGGGGAAGCACAGGGAGCCCCUGGGCCAGGCUGUGGGAGGGCGGCUUUGCCCUCACCUGGCUCCCUUUGCCCGUUUGCCUCCCCAGGCCCUGGGAGCUGCUCCUGUGCUCCUCCUGCGCUGCUGAGGGCACCCACAGGCGCUGCUCUGGCCUGAGAAACCGCAUAGAGAGCUGGGAGUGUGACAGCUGUGCUGGUGUCGGAACGGCUUCCAGGGAUGAGUCAGAGCUCAGUGGCCCCAGCCUGACCAGACAGUCAGGACUGGAGCCUGCUCAUGGCUCCUCAGCACCUGAGGCCAUCAGCCCCAGCUCCAGCACCCUGGUGCCAUCGGGGCUGGAUCCCCAGUCUCCAUCUGCGGAGACCAGCAGCAGCCACCAGCACACAGUAUGGCUGCAGUCUCUGCUGUCUUCUUCACUGGACACCAGCAGCCCCAGCACAUCAAGCUCAACGUACAGCACCUCGUCUGACCCUGAGGACAGGGUCCAUUGCAGACGUGCUGGGCCCGGCUGCAGGCCAACCCGCUCUCGCCAGCAAGGUCGGGCCCCAGAAGGACCCGUCCGAUGGAGGAGUCGCUGUGACAGGAGCAGGAGGACAACCACGAGGACUGAGAGGCCCAGGCCAAGGGAGACACCUUCACAGGCAUCCCCCAGACGCAGCCGCGCCCGCCAGCAAGGUCAGGCCCAGAGUCCGCCUGCCCGGUCCAGGAGUCGCCGUGACAGGAGCAGCCGGACAAGACCAAGGACUGAGAGGCCCAGGCGAAGGGAGACGUCGUCAGGGACAUCCUGCAGACACAGCCACGCCCGCCUGCAGCGCCGGGCCUGGAAUCAACCUGUCCUGUCCAGGAGUCGCCAGGACAGGAGCAGCAGGACAGCAGCAAGGGCUCAGAGGCCCAGGCGCAGUGGGGCACCGUCAGGGAUGUCCCGCAGGAGCAACCGCUCCCGCCAGCGACGCCGGGCCUCAACUGGGACCUACAACAGCAGCACAUAGGGGCAUCUUUUCUUUCUAGUCCAUCUGCUUGCUGCCGUGUGGUGCUGUGUUUUUGUGUUAAAUUUGUGCUUUUCCCCUCUUCCCUUCCCUAAUCCCUCCUCUCCCCAGUUGUCCAUGGAGGGUUUCCCUGAGGUGUCACAGUCUCAGCCCCGCUCCAUGGCGGGUUU
This is a messenger RNA of Vidua chalybeata, 1394 nucleotides long. RefSeq names its product putative protein TPRXL. Lineage: Eukaryota; Metazoa; Chordata; Aves; Passeriformes; Viduidae. The coding region runs from base 1 to 1227 and encodes 408 amino acids. The record is from RefSeq and is a predicted model, not a curated record. The transcript has 3 exons.